UCUCAAAAGCAAAAAAAAUGAAACCCAAAAACAUGAUGCAAAGACCUCAUGCAGUUUGUGUACCAUUUCCAGCACAAGGCCACAUUAACCCAAUGUUAAAACUUGCAAAAAUCCUUCAUUCUAAAGGCUUCCACAUCACCUUUGUCAACACUGAAUUCAAUCACCAGCGCCUUUUAAAGUCUCAAGGCUCGGAAAACCUCAACGGCGACCCGUGUUUCCAGUUUGAUACCAUUCCUGAUGGGCUUCCACCACCCGAAAAUCUGGAUGCCACACAAGAUAUCCCAUCUUUAUGCAAGUCCACCUCCGAAACGUGUUUAGACCCUUUUAGGAAGCUCUUGUUGAAGCUGAAUGUGAGCACAACGAUACCUUCGGUGAGUUGUAUAGUUUCGGAUGGUGGAAUGGGUUUUACGCUUGAUGCGGCGAAUGAAUUGGGUGUUCCUCAAGUUAUGUUUUGGACAUCAAGUGCUUGUGGUUUCUUGGCUUAUACAUACUAUGAAACACUUAGGGAAAUUGGACUCAUUCCACUUAAAGAUUCUAGUGACUUAACGAAUGGAUAUUUGGAUAAUAUUGUUGAAUGCAUACCUAGCAUGGAAGGUUUACGCUUGAAGGACCUGCCAACGUUCCUAAGAACGACAAAUCCAGACGAUAUAAUACUCAAUUACAUCAUACAAGAAACUAACAGAUCCAAAAAGGCUUCUGCAGUUUUGGUAAACACCUUUGAGGACCUAGAGCACGACGUGUUAAACCAGCUCUCAUUGGUUUAUCCACAAGUUUACUCAAUUGGACCGUUACACACAAUUGCAGAUACUAUGGUGAACAAGGAUAUGCAGUUUGUGGGUUCAAGUCUUUGGAAAGAAGAGACCGAAUGCUUGGAAUGGCUCACCUCAAAAGAACCUAAUUCGGUAGUUUAUGUGAAUUUUGGAAGCAUAACUGUGAUGACACCCCAAAAACUAGUCGAGUUUUCAUGGGGAUUUGCUAAUAGUAACCAGACCUUUUUAUGGGUUAUUCGACCCGACCUUGUAUCAGGAGACUCACCAAUACUACAACCUGAGUUCUUGGAGACGACGAGAGAAAGAGGAUUACUUUCAAGUUGGUGUCCUCAAGAAAAAGUUUUGAACCACCCUGCAAUAGGAGGGUUUCUGACACAUAGUGGAUGGAACUCGACUCUGGAGAGUAUUUCUAGUGGAGUCCCAAUGAUUUGUUGGCCUUUUUUUGCUGAACAACAAACAAAUUGUUGGUAUAGUUGUAACAAAUGGGGCAUUGGAAUGGAGAUUGACAAUAAUGUGGACAGAAAACAGGUUGAAAAGCUUGUGAGUAUGUUAAUGAUGGAAGAAAAAGGUGAAGAGAUGAGAAGAAUGGCCAGAAUUUGGAAGAAAAGGAGUGAAUCCUCGUCCUCUUCGUUGAACAUAGAUAACUUGAUCAACCAAUUAAGUGCUCCUUCAGUCAAUUGGCUCGUGUAACUGAAUCAAAUUUCCUUACUUCAUUAUUAUGAUUAUGGCUGCUUAAAUUUGUCUAGCAUAUUAAAACUCUAUGAUAAUUGAUAUAUGAUGAUUAAAUCAUCUAGUGCCCCCAUAGGGAUGUGAU
Molecule: messenger RNA, 1584 nt
Organism: Erigeron canadensis
Lineage: Eukaryota; Viridiplantae; Streptophyta; Magnoliopsida; Asterales; Asteraceae
Product: 7-deoxyloganetin glucosyltransferase-like
Exons: 2
Coding region: 18-1460 (480 amino acids)
Molecular function (GO): UDP-glycosyltransferase activity
Source: RefSeq, a predicted model, not a curated record